Messenger RNA from Polyodon spathula (Mississippi paddlefish), 4007 nucleotides. RefSeq names its product serine/threonine/tyrosine-interacting-like protein 2. Gene Ontology annotation, molecular function: protein tyrosine/serine/threonine phosphatase activity; MAP kinase phosphatase activity. The coding region runs from base 129 to 3572 and encodes 1147 amino acids. The transcript has 6 exons. Gene Ontology annotation, biological process: negative regulation of MAPK cascade; protein dephosphorylation. The record is from RefSeq and is a predicted model, not a curated record. Gene Ontology annotation, cellular component: cytoplasm. NCBI's taxonomy places the organism in Eukaryota, Metazoa, Chordata, Actinopteri, Acipenseriformes, Polyodontidae.
AGCUCCACUGAGAUUCAGAAAAGGAGUCACUUUUUCUCUACAAACUAGAACGCUUGAAGAACUUUUGAAAGGCAGUAGACCACCUCUGCUCUUACAGUGAAGCUGAAAACUGGCAUCAUUGCUUAGCUAUGGCAUCAACACGAGACUCAGACCAGGAGCAGGUGGUACCGGAGGAAGAGCACACUGCAGAUGUGCGAUCUGUGCAGGCCAGAUACCUCCGCAGCCCCUCUCCUAGCCGGUUUUCAGUUAUGUCUGACACUGAUACAGAGAGCAUCUUUAUGGAGCCAAUUCACCUUUCCUCUGCAGUGGCAGCCAAGCAGAUCAUAAAUGAAGAGUUGAAACACAAGGAGAUGAAAGUGGAAGCGAUGCCGGAGCAGAUGAUGGAAUCUGCAGAGCAGCUGCUGGUGGAGGACCUGUACAAUCGGGUGAAGGACAUGAUGGACGACAACAGCAAGUUUAACACCCCGUGCGUCCUGGAUAUCCAGAGGGAGCUGACACGGGACAAACUGGAGGCCCCCAAGAACCCUGUAGAUGAGGUGUGGCCCAAUGUUUUCAUAGCUGAAAAGAGUGUUGCUGUGAAUAAAGCCCGUCUGAAGAGGUUAGGAAUAACCCAUAUCCUGAAUGCGGCCCAUGGCACUGGAGUUUACACAGGACCAGACUUCUACACUGGCAUCGAUAUACAGUACCAAGGCAUUGAGGUUGAUGACUUCCCAGACAUGGACAUAUCCAAGCAUUUUCGCCCAGCUGCAGAGUUCUUGGAUGAAACUCUUUUGACAUGCAGAGGCAAAAUCCUUGUGGUCUCUAUGAUGGGAGUGAGUCGAUCGGCUGUCCUAGUAGCGGCUUACCUGAUGAUCUUCCAUCACAUGACUAUCAUGGAGGCGCUGAUGACGAUCAGGAAGAAACGCCCUAUCAACCCGAACGAGGGCUUCCUGAAGCAACUUCGGGAGCUGAACGAGACCCUCCUGGAGGAACGGGCAGGUGAUGACGACAGCGACACUCUCAGCCAGAGCUCAGUCAUUGAGGCUAAAACCCAUUCAAUCAUGGCAGAGGAUGAAGAUUCAAGGAGCGUGAUGGGAGCUAAAGUCCACUCGAUCAUGGUGGAGGAAGAAGACAACAUGAGUACCAUGAGCAGCGUCAUGAGCUCAGUCGCCAAGGCCAGCAUGGCUUCCAAAAGACCCACCCUCAUUGACGAGGAUGAGGAGGAUGAGCUGUAUGCAGAAUGGCGAAAAAAGCAAGGCCUGCCCCCCAGGGAGCCACAAAGGCAUGGCAAUGAAGGCAAGCUAUCUAAGCUUCCUGAACAAGAAGAGGAGGAGGAUGUGGAGCAGAUGAUAAGGGAAUGGCAGAGCAGAAAUGAAAGAUACCAGCCUGAGGACUGGUGGCAGUCUCAGCUCAUGAGUGAAGAUGAACAAUCCCUCCUUGGAGGAAAGGUGUUUUCCACCAGCUACCGGGGUGACGUGGAAAGUGUGAACAGCCUUGACAUCCACACCCUAAAGGAACGUUUGACAGCCAGAGGCAUAGGCAGGGUCCGCAGUGAUUCCAUCUCCACUGAAGACAGCUCAGCAGACUUGUGGACGAAGAGGCUGAGGGAGAUCGAGGAUCAAGCUGCAGCAUGGUAUGGUAGGGAUGGCCAAAAGGGCAGGGAUUCCUCUGAAAAUGGGAAAAAGGAAAAAGACAUUGAUGAGGAAAGCCUCUUAUCACAAACAAGCUCGUUGUAUAACUUCUGUAAGAACAACAAAGAUAAGCUCACCGCCCUGGAAAGGUGGAAGAUCAAAAGGAUUGAGUUUGGAUGGAAUAAAAAAGAUGCAGAGUCUGCAGUAGGCAAAAAGACAGAUUGCACUGGAGAACAAACAGAAGGAGAAGAAAACCCACCAGUGGGAGAAGUCAAUCUGUCUGCCUACCAGAAUUGGAAGCUUAAACACCAGAAGAAACUGGGCACCGAAAACAAAGAUGAAAUUGUGGAGCUUGGUAAGGGUGAAGACACUGCUUCAGUCAAGAGGAAGCAAAGACGGGAAGAGAUCUUAGAACGUUCCAGAAAGACCCUGGAGGAGAGCCAGUCCAUGUGUGGAUGGGAGACAGAGAGUUCAUUGAGCGGGAGCAUCCCACUCUCUGCACUCUGGCCCAACAUGCCAGCCAAGAGUAUAAACGAUGACACUGCUUCAAUGUUAAGUAUGCAAAGUAACAGAUCGUCUGUUUCAAGAAGUACUCAAGGUCUGCCCCAAGCACAUAUGAUUCCUUUGCCAAAUAUUCAGGUAGGCAGUGAUGACACAAUUUCCUUAGCAAGCAUUCAGAAUUGGAUUGCCAAUGUAGUUACUGAGACCAUAGUACAAAAGCAGAAUGAGUUGUUGAUGCAAGGUAGCGUGCCUCCAUCACAAAGUCCAUCAGUUAUGAAUAUGGGCUCAAGAACAGGCGCUAUUGGGAAAAACAUAGACGAUGACAAGACAUCUCUAUUGAGCAUGCAGAGUGGGACAUCUUAUGCAAGUUCUUUACUACGUCAGAAGGACAUGCGAAGCACUGACACCCAGUCGGUCAUGUCAUGUGGCAGCUUGUCUGAAGGUUUUGGCUCCAAACAGAAGAUCACACGUACCAGCAAGCCCCUCUACAGCCUGUUUGCAGAUGACAUUGACCUAAAGAAACUGGACACAAAGGAAAAAGAAAUGAAAUCUGAGAUGAGAGGAAAAAUGUUUGAGUACAAGAAAGAAAAAAUCGCUGCAGACAACAAGCGCAGUACUUUGUUCAAGAAAAAGAAGGCUAAAGAUAGCAGUGAGGAUGAGGAUGACCUCACUGAAACAUCCGGAAGAAACUCCUAUAAGAACCUUGAUAAAAUUGACACUACAUCCAGUAUUUCAGGACGAUAUUCCAGCUUGGGCACAGAUGGCUCAGACAGAAUAAACAGCAUUAACAAAUGGCUCAGCGAUGUGAAAGCUACCUCUUCUAAAUCUUCAAAUUCUACCUCAAAUGAAAGCUCUGAUACUAAGUUCACCAGAUCAUCGUAUCUCAAUGAGGAUACCACCGGAUCAUCAGACUACAAGUUCUCCAGAUGCAGAAUGGAUUCCUCUGAAAAAUCACAAAGCCCAUACAGCAGUCAUGAAGAGGGCUACCAGAGCAUGUCAAGGUUCUCUGCUUCAGCUCGCAUGACAGACACAAAGACGUACUCAUCCAGAAGGUUUACUUCUGAUGAUCCAGGCAUCUACGGAGAAACAAGUCCAGAACCUUAUAUCUACAGACAAUCAGCAUCCGAAACUGAACCGUCAUGUAACGGCUUGUCUGAGACCCUGAACAGAAGAACACAACCACUCCACUGCUCUGAUGAGGCUUUAGAAGAUCAAGACCUCUCUGAAUUUGGGCCGAAGAGAAAAUUCACCCAGAGUUUUUCACGGCCAGAAGAAAAUGAAGAAGUAAAAAAAAGCAGCAGUGAUGAGGAAGAUAUAUCAGUAACCAGAAGGUCUAGGUUAAGACCAAGACCCAAAGAAGAAGAGGAGUUAGAUGAUGAUGAUGAUGAUGAUGAUGACGCUAUCAUUGCUGCUUGGAAGAGUCGCCAGGAAUCAAGAUCAAGGGCUCAGAGAAGAAAAUAAGUUUAAGUAGUUCUCUGUUUGAGGAGAUUAGUUGUGUCCACUUUUUAAACUAAUCCUUAUAAAAACAUACCAUUGUAAUACUGUGGUUUUAAGAUUAUGGUAACUAUGGUAAUGAAUGGUGUAUACAUUAUCACAGUGUGCCUAACAAGUGGUAAUAGCGCUGCUAAAAACAGUAUAAAUUGGCUGUACUUUAAUAUAAAUAGUAAAUACAGUACCUUGACGUGGAACUUUACCAUUUCUAAAAUCAGUGGUACAUGCUAAGGUAUUCUUUACAAGAGAAAUAAUGAAAUGUAGUCUCUAUAAAGUUUGGAACACCAUCUUAAAUAAAUUAAACAUAAAUUAAAGAACUAGCAUAACUUAUUUAUUAGAAAAUGGCUGCUGCUCUAUAAUCACUGCAAUGUAUUUGAUUAAAUAAAAGCCAACUGUCUUAUCACA